AUGGAUUAUGUAUACAAUUUUUUAAGAUUAAAACAAAAGGCCCACGAUGGUAGGAAGUGCACUAUGGUACCUGAAAGAGCUUUAUUUGAAAAGGAGAAAGUCAUUUAUGAGUCAGCACAUCUAAAAUUCAAAGGUGUAGAUGGCUACGAUGUCUACAAUUGCUCUGUACCUUUUAAAAUAGAUGGUAAAUUCCAUAUUCUAGGUCGAGUUGAGCGAAGGCCCGAAUGGGUGAAUUCUCACGUUCGUCUUUUCGCCAAAACCGGGAAUGAUGAAUAUACUUUGGUUCCUGGAUCGAUGAUUUGGCAACUAGAAGACCCGUUUGUUUCAAAAAUUCAGGGAGAAAUGGUGAUUGGCGGAACAAGGAUAAAAAAGGAUAAAGGGACAGUGAGCGACUAUGGCACAGACUUUUACCGAGGAUCACCAAACGACCUUGUUUACUUUACGUCCGGUCCAGAGAAAAUGAAGGACGUUCGCCUUGUUGAACUACAAGAUGGAAGAAUUGGAAUAUUUUCCCACCAUAAAUUCAAGAAGAAAUGUCUCACAGGCUUUGCAAUUAUUGAUAAGUUGGACGAUUUGAGCGCCGAUGCCAUUGACUCUGCAUCGCCUAUCGACCAUUCUGCUUUUGGAGAUGCAUGGGGAGGGGUGAAUCAGGCCUAUCUGUUGACCAGUGGGAAAAUCGGAUGCAUUUCUCACCAUGGCUACCUCGCAGACGGUGAAAACGGCACCUUGAUUAAUGUUUAUUGUGCCACUUCAUUUGUUUAUGAGGUCUCUACAAAUAAGGUUUACAGUUACAAAAUUAUCGGAACAAAGCCAUGCUUUCCUGAUUGCCCCGUGAAGGCGCCCCGCCUAGUUGAUUGUGCUUUUGUUUCCGGUAUAGUAAUGCGAGAUGACGGAAAAUGUGACCUCUACAGUGGGCUAGGGGAUACUUGCGAGGGACGCAUCGUUAUUGAUUAUCCCUUCGAAGGGCACGGCGAUAUUGUAGAUUCACUUGUUUUUUAA
Molecule: messenger RNA, 999 nt
Organism: Phytomonas sp. EM1
Lineage: Eukaryota; Euglenozoa; Kinetoplastea; Trypanosomatida; Trypanosomatidae
Source: the annotation of a GenBank genome assembly